Messenger RNA from Ascochyta rabiei, 1215 nucleotides. RefSeq lists its product as uncharacterized. The coding region runs from base 1 to 1215 and encodes 404 amino acids. The transcript is spliced from 2 exons. NCBI's taxonomy places the organism in Eukaryota, Fungi, Ascomycota, Dothideomycetes, Pleosporales, Didymellaceae. The record is from RefSeq and is a predicted model, not a curated record.
AUGUUUGUCUCUCGCUCUUUCUCCCUGACAGCUUUUGCUGCUCUGCUCUCGUUGGCCGUCUCAGAUGUAUUUGACCCUGACUCUGUAUGCUACUCUUACGGUGUCGACUUUGUCGAUGAGGGGUCUUACUUCAUCAACUCGCUUUCCAGCGAUCCGUUUACCAGUGUUUCCACUUUUAAAGGGUGCAAUACAGGCGUUGCGGACAUCUUGCUUGUCGACCCUGAUGACACUGAGUAUCUUUGUGACGAUAUUCCUACCACCCCGGCGGAUGAACCACAGUUGUCGAAAUGUCCGAUUUUGAAGAACCAGAUGUCUUCUGGGCACUGGCUUCUUCUGAUCUUGGGUAACAAUGGUGAUUAUCCUGCUCAGCCCUUCGCAUGGCAGCGAGAUCUCUACCUUACAUUAGGUACACAAAUUACGAGCACAUUCACGCCAACGGUCACACUCAGCACAGUCACCACUCCUAUCGCAACUGAGAUACUAAGUACAACAUCGCUGCUUGUGACUGAGGUUGGUCCCUUCGAAACUGUCACCGUCCCAAGCGCAACAGCCAAGAAGACCAAGACCAUUACGCCUAAACCAGUAACGACAACGUCGACGAAGACGAUGACAAAGACUAGACUGGAUGCGACACGGGUGUUCAGUACAACUACAAAGACAGCGACCGCCACCUGCACAACACCCGGCCGCCCUGGAAAGCCAGACAAGCCCUGCCGCUUCACUCCUACACUUCUCCACCCUGCGGCGCUGGCCACACCCACCAGUCUGCCCAAGUACAGCCGCCACGUACGCCGAUCUGAUCGUGCUAUUGAUUACGAGUGGGCGCGUGCACGUGUUGAAGCAGCCAAGCAGAAGCGCAACGCAAAGGCUCAAGGCCUCGAACGCCGCGCUCCAGACACUCCAACUACUACUCUGACUGCUGAAACUCCUAUCGCUACAACGACUACUAUCACUGCUGAUCCUAUUACUACCACGGAGACCGUUCUUUUUACUCAAACCAGCACGUCAACGCUGCCACCUGCCACUGUCUUCUCUGGAGUCCUCACCCACACAACCACGCUGCCUACACGUACGAAGACGCGACUUCAACUUGGCUGGGCGACUACCACAAAGACCAUCACCUGGGGCGCCACUUUCACAAAGUACACUACAGUCACUCCAACAGCCUCGGUGUCAGCUUGCAAGAAAGCAGGUGGGCACUUCGGAUGGAAUUGA